AGGGUACCGUUGUCGCGAGUACGACCGAUAUCUUCCUAUCUGCGCUUUUAACGAUCUGGAAACUGGACAGGUUUGAAAUAUCGGCUCCGUGCGCCGCGACGAAUUUCGUGGAAGCCGGUCCGGCGUGUACGCAGCCGAGGAACGUGGAUCCUGGAUCGAUAACGAAUCGGUUUUUCCUGAUGAAUGUGUGCGCCGGUUGAUCGCGGGAUCAGGAUGCGGUGGAUCGGUUACGUGGCCACAAUCCUCUGGUGGUCGGGCAUCGCCAGGUCCCUCAGCACGCUGAAUCGAGGUCACAGUUACAAAAUCACCCCGAAGCCCUGCCGAGUGCCAGGCCCGGAGACCAAGGAGGGCACGUGCAUGUUCGUGUGGGAGUGUAUCAAGUCGGAGGGCACGCACGUGGGCGUCUGCGUGGAUACGUUCAUGUUCGGCAGCUGCUGUGUUCACAACUCGACGACGAACUCGAUCACCGCGCCCCAGAAACAACACCACCAGCAGCAGAACCACCAUCAUCAGCAGCACGCGUCGUCAUCCGAUCCUCUAAGGCCGACGCUGGCGGAGGCGUUGGGCAACGAGGCGACCAGGCCGACUCUGACCUCGCUGUCGAGCUUCCUGGUCACGGACUCGACCACGUCCAGGCCGAGUCAUCAUCACUUCGACACGUUCGACUCGUCGGGUGGAUCCGGCAGACCGCACAAACCUCUGUCGGCCGGCUCGGGCAGGCCGCUGCAGAAAAGGCCGCACGCGAAGCCGACCUCGGACCACAAGGACAGGAUCCAGACCUCGGCGGUGCCGAGCUCGUCGAACUUCUGGGAGAAGGGCUCGCAGAGCACGAGGAGGCCGGGGUCCACUGAUCUCUGGGAGAAAGUGGCCCAGAGCACGAAGAGACCGGACCACUGGGAGAAAGGUCCGCAGAGUACCAGGAGACCAGUGUCCACUGUCCACUGGGACAAGGAUGCUCAAAGCACCAAGAGACCGGGCUCAGACCUCUGGGAGAAGAGUCCGCAGACUACGAGGAGACCGGUGUCCACCGGUUUCUGGGAGAAGGAGGCUCUGAGCACCAAGAGACCCGCGUCCGAGGCCUGGGAGAAGGGUUCUCAGAACACCAAGAGACCCGCAGGCGAUCUCUGGGAGAAAGGAUCGCAGAGCACGAAGAGACCCGGUUCGUCUUCCUCUUCGUCCUCGCAGACCACUAAGAGACCCGGGUCCAUUGAUCUGUGGGAGAAAGGAUCGCUCAGUACCAAGAGACCUAGCUCUUCUUCUUCUUCUUUCUCGUCUUCUUUUUAUUCCUCUUCUUCGUCCGCGCACACCACUAGGAGACCGACUACCACUAGUUUCUGGGAGGACGCUCAAAACACGAAGAGACCCGGCCACGAGGUUCAGAGUCCUCAACAGAAGACCAGGCCGGACGACAGCCAGCACACGGCUGUCAAGGAGAAAGAGACUACUCAUGAUGGGUUCCAGGGUCAUCAUCAAGGGUUCAAGGAUAAGGUGGACACCGGGCAUAAUACGCUGACUAUAAGGCUGCCCGGUAAGGAGCAUGCGUCGAACGACGACGAAGGUAUUAGGCCGAACAGGCCCAGCAACCAAAGACCGUUCGAGACGAGGCCCGACGAGGGGAAGACUGAGGAUGCUGAUCUGAGCGUGCAGGAGUCGGUGCAUCGACCUAGCGUUAAUUCGGUUGAGGAAAACGAAACCGUCAAGGAACCUCACUCGAACCUGAACUUCAUCCACACGGAGCGUCCGCAGUGGGCGACCAAGCCAGUGUCGCCGAAACCGACGACAGACUUCUCGAAACCAUAUUUCUCGAUCAAGACGACAACGUACAGGCCGACGUCGGUGAACGAUUCUAGGCCGAAUUUCGUCUCGAAGCCCUUAAACAACUCGAAGACGUCCACCACUCCUAGACCGACCCAUUUCGGUGGAGAAUCUACCACCAGCGCAGCCGGAUCCGUGCCACAGACCUCUCACUGGCAAGUGACCACAGAGCCGGCGUUCAUCACCAAACAGAGGCCGUCAUCGUCCACGAAGCCGGCGGGCUCCCUAGAAACCGCUAAACCUAUGCCGGUCAGCUCCCAUUUCUGGUCGGAGAACAGCUGGACGCCACCCAGACCGUCCUUGAAACCGCAUUGGACGGACAACCCUAGUCUCCUUCAGAACGGCCCUGAGGGAUUCCCUCCGCGUCCCAGUUUCAAGCCCACGGAACCGCAAGAAAGCACCGAGUUCCACAAACCGCUCGGCUCGGCCCACUACAUAACCACGUCCCACUUCGAGACGUCCGCGAGGCCGAGCAGCAGCGAGCCGCCGGCCAAGACCGGAUCGGUGCUGACGGUUUCCGCGGCGGACGAGAGCAAAGGCACGCAGUGCGGCGUGCCGCCCCUGUUUCCGCGGCCGGAAACCAGGAUCGUCGGCGGCAAGGACGCGCCGUUCGGUCGAUGGCCUUGGCAGGUGUCCGUGAGACGCACCUCGUUCUUCGGCUUCUCCAGCACGCAUCGCUGCGGCGGCGCGGUGCUCAACGAGAACUGGAUCGCCACCGCGGGACACUGCGUGGACGACCUGCUGACUUCGCAGAUCCGGAUCCGCGUCGGCGAGUACGACUUCUCGUCGGUGCAGGAGAGGCUGCCGUACGUCGAGCGCGGCGUCGCGAAGAAGGUGGUCCACCCGAAGUACAACUUCUUCACGUACGAGUACGACCUGGCCCUGGUCAGGCUGGAGAGCUCGUUGACGUUCGCGCCCCACAUAUCGCCCAUCUGCUUGCCAGCCACGGACGACCUACUGGUCGGCGAGAACGCGACCGUCACCGGAUGGGGGCGGCUCAGCGAGGGUGGCACUCUGCCCUCGGUGCUGCAGGAGGUUUCCGUGCCUAUAGUGAGUAACGAUAGAUGUAAGUCAAUGUUCCUGAGAGCUGGUAGACACGAAUUCAUACCAGACAUAUUCUUGUGCGCGGGAUACGAAACCGGUGGUCAAGACUCUUGUCAGGGAGACUCAGGGGGCCCGCUGCAAGUGAGAGGCAAAGAUGGCCGCUACUUCCUGGCGGGCAUCAUCUCCUGGGGCAUCGGUUGCGCAGAAGCGAACCUGCCUGGCGUGUGCACGAGGAUCUCGAAAUUCGUCCCGUGGAUACUGAAGAACGUGACCUGACCGAUCAACAGUUCCCAUUCGCUCGAAAUCCUGUUCACAGCUCGCCGGGACGGUACGCCCGGAUCCGGAACACCGGUUCCCCUCGACCCGACGUCGAGGAUCCGCCCUUCCGCCAGGAAACAAGAAAACCAAGGGUGAAUCUCUAGCAAGCAAACACUCGAUCCGCGAGGAUAGAAAUCGCGGCUUCGACCUAGCCAAAAGAAGAGAAGAAACAGAAAAGCUACGGAUAAAAAGAGGGAGAAACAUAAAGACGAUUCACCCGACGUGAUCCUGACGAAGCAAGGGGGUCCCUCAACUUCCGGGGACCGUCGAAACGAAGUUCCAAGGAGCUUCCAUCCCGAAGACUGUCGCUGAAAGCGAAGCCAAUCAAACGCGAGACUGCUCGGAGUCUGAGAUACGUACUUACGGGACCAUCGGAUAUAGUCGUCCUCGCUUCAGAAUCGCAGGACUGUAUUUAUAUAUACAUAUAUAAAUAUAAGCGAUAGAUAAUAAUAUAUUUCACCCGUGAACGAGCGAGCGGCCGCGCUUAACGUCGCCCCGUACAUGAAUAGAACGAGAGGGAUCGAGCAGCAGCCGGCUCGACGUUGGAAACGCCGGAUUAAGGAUAUUUUUGUUCACGGAUGACAAUCGCGGCUGUUCCGGCGGCGAGCCCCGGUGCGAUCUCCGCAGGGACACGGUGCUCGAAGCGUGCGCUUAGACAGCGGUCCGAGAAAAUUUCGUUGGCCGGUGGCUCGGUUUAAUCGGAUUAUCUCAUGAUUCGCGCACGAGAGGCCGCCGAGGCUAACGCAGUUUCGCUCGGGCUUUCGCGCGAACCUGAAAAUUAGGAGCCGCCCAUAGGCCUGACGCCGGAGGGUCCGCGAAGCUGUCAUCGGUCGCCGAUGAUCUUUUUUUAGGUAUAACGGUGGUAGUCGAGAGCGGCGCGAGACAUCGCGAGCAGGCGUGCGCGUGUUUAUAGAGAGAGCUUACUGUACAUUUACUCACCCGUUGUAUAGCGAAGCCUGUAAAAUGCUAAGUUCUUGCCCAUCGCCCGGUUAGUUUAAUCGUCAAUCAAUAUCGGAGACUAAUUUAAUGAGAAGACCCGUCCGCCUCCGUUUAGGACUCUCCCCUUUAUUUACAAGAAUUACGGAUUUUUUUGUACAGAGAUACACCGUGUACUUAAAGGUAGGUGUGUGUGUGCGAGACAGGAGUGAUCUAAUAAAUAUAAAUAUAUAAUUGUUUAUAGAUUAUAUCGGUAUU
This is a messenger RNA of Nomia melanderi (Alkali bee), 4371 nucleotides long. NCBI's taxonomy places the organism in Eukaryota, Metazoa, Arthropoda, Insecta, Hymenoptera, Halictidae. The record is from RefSeq and is a predicted model, not a curated record.